This is a messenger RNA of Morone saxatilis (striped sea-bass), 1848 nucleotides long. RefSeq names its product clathrin, light chain A (gene clta). The coding region runs from base 101 to 799 and encodes 232 amino acids. The transcript has 7 exons. Gene Ontology annotation, molecular function: clathrin heavy chain binding; structural molecule activity. Gene Ontology annotation, biological process: clathrin coat assembly; clathrin-dependent endocytosis; intracellular protein transport. The record is from RefSeq and is a predicted model, not a curated record. NCBI's taxonomy places the organism in Eukaryota, Metazoa, Chordata, Actinopteri, Moronidae. Gene Ontology annotation, cellular component: clathrin coat of coated pit; synaptic vesicle membrane; clathrin coat of trans-Golgi network vesicle.
UUUUUUCUUCGUCCUUCUUCCCGUUGAGCUAAUCGGUUUCGGUCGACCGCUACACCUGCUCGCCGUUUCUCACCGCCAUCCUCCCACAAGCACACACAACAUGGAUGAUUUUGACAUGCUGAACGCGCCCGCCGCCGGUAACGGUGUCGGCUCGGAGGAGGACCCCGCUGCCGCGUUCCUGGCCCAGCAGGAGAGCGAAAUCGCGGGGAUUGAAAACGACGAAGGCUUCAGCAUCCUGGACAGUGGAGAGGUCCCCUCGUCGCUGGGAGACUCUGUCGAUGGUGCUGUCAAUGGAGAGCUUCAUGUGGAAAGCAACGGUCCAUCGGACGCCUAUGCAGCAAUCUCCAAUGCAGACCGGCUGCAGGCCGAACCUGAAAGCCUACGCAAGUGGAGGGAGGAGCAAAGAGACAGGCUAGAGUUGCUAGAUGAUAACUCUCGUAAGCAGGAGUUAGAGUGGAAGGAGAAAGCCAAGGUGGAGCUGGAAGAGUGGCACGCCAGGCAGAACGAGCAGCUGGAGAAAACCAAAACUAAUAACAGGGUGCUGGAUGAAGACUUCUACAAGCAGCCCUUCUCUGAGCUCAUUGGUUAUGUCACACACAUUAACCAUCCUUGCUACCGCCUAGACCAGGCGGCUGAGGAGGCCAUGGUUUCAGAUCUGGAUGAGAACAACCCAGGCACAGAGUGGGAGCGGGUUGCUCGGCUCUGCGACUUCAACCCCAAGUCCAGCAAGCAGGCCAAAGAUGUGUCCCGCAUGCGCUCCGUCCUCAUCUCCCUGAAGCAGUCCCCGCUAGUCCGCUAGACAGCCACGGCUGCUCAGGGCGUCAUUCCAUAUCAUCCUGUAUCACCACACACCAAACAACCCAACUACCGACGUCCCAGCAUCUGUAUUCUGAAGACAAGGGGACGUAGACCCCUUCUGUCGAUAUCUGUUUGCCAUGCACAGCCCUGUGGAAGGACAUAGCCAGUGGUCCUACCUUCAUCUAUCUCCUCCUGCCAGGGCUGUAGAGAUUAACCUUGAAGCACCAGCUCACCAUUUUCUGCCCCCUGAAAGGUUUUCACCUGCGUGCACCUCUUUCACAGACCAAUCAAGACCUUGUAAUUCCUCUUUCCUGUCGUUUAACAUACUGAGCUCAAGGCCUGUUAGAUAGACACACCAGGUCUCAUGUCUGUGGUAUUGUGUAUCACCUGUGUAAGGGUGGUGAGUUGGGACACUAAAAGGGAAGGGUUGAUUGUUUUGGGCGUACGGCUACACUACAACCUGCUUCAAAUGUAACAAACAAUAUCAUUCCCACGAUGCUGUACUCUAACUCUUAACCUGUCAAUCUUAUGAAUCCUCCUCUGACCUACGAGGUUUGAUUGAUGUUUAAUUGUUUCAUUCACCUUUUGCCCUUCAACACAACCUCGUGUUUUCCCAUCUUCAAUUUUUCUUUGUUUUCUUUUUAAGGACCAAACUCUUAAGACAAAACUCCAAAUUCAGUGUGUGUACUUUGAACUGUGUGUAGAGCCUGCUUGUGGCAUAUUGUGUUAAAUUUUCCAAUCUAUGCAUUUCCUUUUGAAAAGCCUCUCCCCUCUCCAGACAGGAAACUGAACAGUCCAGUCAUUACAAUAAAUGUGACCCGUUUGUGUGUGCGUUCGAACUCCAACAGUGUGUGUGUGUGUAUGUACUCUAUGCGUGUACCUAUGUACAUAUACAGAAGGCAAUAUAUAUACAGUAUAUAAAACGUUUAUGUCACUGAAAUUAGAAGGUUGUGGUUUUAAAGAGAACUAGAUAUUAGCCAGCUGUUGCUAGACCAUGCGUGUUCAUUGUCCAUUUGAUUUCAAUAUCAGUAAAAAGUGAAUGAAAGUUGU